CAGACGCGCAUGUGCGGGGCGCGUCGAGUUUGGUUUCGCUUAGCAACCGGAUGAGCGGCAUUUGAAGCACGCAGAGAUUACAGAGCCCGAGAGAUUAUGCGUAGUAACCUUCUUAAAUCGAGGAAAAACGAAGCAACGAAGGAGGGAUCGCCAUCGGCGUUCUUCAUUCGCGGGCCAUGGUGAUGACCUCGCGAUCCAAUGCACUUCUUUGCCCGGAGGAUGCCUGCCUAAAUGUGGCUGACUGGAGUGAGCGAGUGGAGAAAGGUGGAGAUAUCCUGAAGCGUGACUGAGCGUGGGGGUUCUCUCUCUGUCUAAGCGGCCAUGUUAACUAAGAAACUCGCCGCCGCCGCUGCUACCGUCUACCCGACUGCCGGAGAGGAGCCCCGCCCACUACAGUCUUCCCCUGGGGUUGGUGCGGGGGAUCUCCUGGCCACCACUCAGAUUGACCCUCCAUCCCCCAUCUCACUGCCACCCCUCAGGAAUAUCAACACGCACUCGGUCAGUGGCAAUAAGCACAUAAUGAAUGACCAUCUGCGCAUUGGUAACCACCAGCAGAUCCAUGUUCAGCAACUUUUUGAAGACAACAGUAACAGCAAGAGAACGGUUUUAACGACUCAGCCUAAUGGUAUCACGCCAGUAGGUAAAUCCAGCUUGCCGUCUGUCCAGGAGAGGCAAUUGGAAAUUGCCCAGAUGCGCCAGGGAAGUUCCAGUUCUCUUAAAUCUUCAGAUGGGACAGGGAAGUCAAAAGCUUCUCCAAUGUCACCAGAGCAGGCUAUGAAGCAAUAUAUGCCUAAACUAACUGCAUUUGAGCACCAUGAAGUCUUCAACUACCCUGAAAUCUAUUUUACGGGUCCAAAUGCAAAGAAACGCCAAGGUGUGAUUGGGGGUUCCAACAAUGGUGGGUAUGAUGACGACCAGGGCUCCUAUAUCCACGUUCCCCAUGACCAUAUUGCUUAUCGCUAUGAGGUGCUGAAAGUCAUUGGCAAGGGUAGCUUUGGCCAAGUGGUUAAGGCCUAUGACCACAAGAUGCAUCAGCAUGUGGCCCUAAAGAUGGUUCGCAAUGAAAAGAGGUUUCACCGGCAAGCAGCAGAAGAGAUCCGCAUCUUGGAGCACCUGCGCAAGCAAGACAAGGACAACACCAUGAAUGUCAUCCAUAUGCUGGAGAGCUUCACAUUCCGCAACCAUAUCUGCAUGACAUUUGAGCUACUGAGUAUGAAUCUUUACGAGCUGAUUAAAAAGAACAAGUUUCAGGGCUUCAGUCUGCCUCUGGUCCGUAAAUUUGCCCACUCAAUCCUGCAGUGCUUGGAUGCUUUGCACAAAAACCGAAUUAUCCACUGUGACCUUAAACCAGAAAAUAUUUUGCUAAAGCAGCAAGGUAGAAGUGGAAUUAAGGUUAUUGAUUUUGGCUCAAGCUGCUAUGAACACCAGCGGGUCUACACCUAUAUUCAGUCAAGGUUUUAUCGUGCACCAGAAGUAAUUCUUGGCUCAAGAUAUGGUAUGCCUAUUGAUAUGUGGAGUUUGGGCUGCAUCUUAGCAGAGUUGUUGACAGGUUACCCUCUCUUACCAGGAGAAGAUGAAGGGGACCAAUUGGCAUGCAUGAUUGAGCUCUUGGGCAUGCCAUCUCAAAAACUGUUAGAUUCAUCUAAAAGAGCCAAAAAUUUUGUAAGCUCCAAGGGAUAUCCUCGGUAUUGCACUGUCACAACCUUGCCUGACAAUUCCGUGGUUCUUAACGGUGGGCGUUCUCGUAGGGGGAAAAUAAGAGGACCUCCUGGGAGCAAGGAAUGGGUGACAGCUCUAAAGGGCUGCGAUGACCCACUUUUCCUUGACUUCCUAAAACAGUGUUUGGAGUGGGAUCCAUCCCUACGUAUGACCCCAAGUCAGGCCUUACGACAUCCUUGGCUUCGAAGACGCUUGCCAAAACCACCAACUGGGGAGAAAACCUCCUCUAAACGGAUCACAGAAAGCUCUGGUGCUAUUACGUCAAUUUCCAAAUUACCUCCAACUUCAGGCUCUGCAUCAAAAUUAAGGACUAACUUGGCACAGAUGACUGAUGCCAAUGGAAAUAUUCAACAGAGGACCGUGUUGCCAAAAUUAGUCAGCUAAAUGUUUAAAAAGUUAAAAUUAAAAAUCGGUUGAUGAGGAGUCAAUGAAGAUGUCACACUGAAAGAAAAUAAAGAGGGAAUACAUUUAAUAAUAAAUCACUGAGCCUUAUUUAAUUGGAAGUUAAAAUUUUGGACUUAUUUGUUUAAUUAUUCACUACAAGAUACAUUUUUAGCACUUUUUUUCUUUUAUGAAAAAAUUUUCAAAUACAUAUUUAUUAAAAUAUGCUGGGGACAGUCCUGUAAAUCUAGCUUGAGACUGAGGUUGUUGACAGCCAUUCGGUCUGUGUUAAAAGUGAAGCAAAAAGCUGGCAUCAGUAUAUUUUCAAUACUUUUUUUUUUUUUUUUUUUUUUUAAAUAUCCCCUCAUUAAAAUUUAGUGGCUGGCCACUAGAAUAUUUUAGGAUUUGAAAACUGUAUUUAUACUCCUGACACUUCUCUCUGUCUUUCUCUGCCUUAGUAGUGUAUUCUGUUUGUUAGCUGUAAACAGUAUAUAGAUAUAGAGGACACAAUUUAGAUCUGCCAUAUGCUACAAAGAUCAGACAAGGUUGUCUUUGAGCAAGUAUGUGUGAUUGCGUAUUUGCCUUUGGUAAAAUUCUGCAUUAUGCAUAUGUUGUUUCUCCCUAAUAGUUGCUUGUACAUGAUUCAUACUGUGAACUUGCUGGCCUAUUUACAAAAGGGCUUUAUAUUAAAUAAAAUAUAUUGUAUUACAA
Messenger RNA from Polypterus senegalus (gray bichir), 2811 nucleotides. RefSeq names its product dual-specificity tyrosine-(Y)-phosphorylation regulated kinase 2 (gene dyrk2). The transcript has 3 exons. Bases 322 to 2103 code for a protein of 593 amino acids. NCBI's taxonomy places the organism in Eukaryota, Metazoa, Chordata, Cladistia, Polypteriformes, Polypteridae. Gene Ontology annotation, biological process: peptidyl-serine phosphorylation; peptidyl-threonine phosphorylation. Gene Ontology annotation, molecular function: protein serine/threonine kinase activity; ATP binding; protein serine/threonine/tyrosine kinase activity. Gene Ontology annotation, cellular component: nucleus. The record is from RefSeq and is a predicted model, not a curated record.